AUGGCCAAGAAGAAGCCGCGCAUGGUAGCGGUGCGUUUGAUCUCGAUGGCGAUGACAGGAUACUACAAGACCUAUCUUCGCCCGCGACUUGCUCGUCCCAUGAGCAUGCUGAAAUACGAUCCCGUCGUUAAAAGACAGGUUUUGUUCUUGGAACAAAAGCGUAGUGGCAACAAAUAA
Molecule: messenger RNA, 177 nt
Organism: Dissoconium aciculare CBS 342.82
Lineage: Eukaryota; Fungi; Ascomycota; Dothideomycetes; Mycosphaerellales; Dissoconiaceae
Exons: 3
Coding region: 1-177 (58 amino acids)
Biological process (GO): translation
Cellular component (GO): mitochondrion; ribosome
Molecular function (GO): structural constituent of ribosome
Source: RefSeq, a predicted model, not a curated record